UUUUCGAGAAGUCUCUCAGCUGAAUUGCCUGCUUUGAAAUAAGCAACACGAUAAACCUUAGUGUUAGACGGUUUGUGAGAAACACCAACAAAUUCGACAGUUGUUUCAUUUCAGAAAACAUAGAGCUAGGAGUCCGAUUCUACUCUUACGAAUCAAUCUGAAUCUCGCCGACCUAUGCACACUCUUCGUAUACGUUCCAAAGCAAAUAAUCUGGAUGCUCACUUAUCAGUGGUACGGCGGCGAGGUGUUGUGCAGGGUGUGCUCGUUCUUCUCGACGUUCUCGUUCUACGCGAAUUCCUUCGUCAUCACUUGUAUUGCCAUCGACCGAGUAUGUGGAGCUUACAACAUCAGAUCAGAAUCAACCCUUACUGACCAUAGCCUCGUUUCUUCAAUAGUGCCUCUCCAAAAUCACCCCAUGGGGAAGCUUUUGACUCUAACGUUUGUCUUAAAAUCAGCUGUUCUUCGUUUGGCUAGAUCCUCCAUCUGUGCUCCCAUUAACAUCCUCAUCGGCGUCCUUCAUGUUGAGUUGAACUUUUUCACUAACGACUAUUUUUUGAGCGAAAUACAUAAAUUGCUUUUAUGCCUUGCUCCCAUUCGCAUCCUCAUCGGCUUCCUUUGUGUUGAGUUGAAGUUUUUUUUAACUAACGACCACUUUUUGGGCGGAAUACAUAAAUUAUUUUUAUGUUUUUGUUGUUUUUGUAAGAGCCACCCUUAUCGGUGUGAGCGAGCUGUGUCUAAUUUGAUAGUAAAAGUGAUGACCUAA
This is a messenger RNA of Angiostrongylus costaricensis, 763 nucleotides long. The record is from the annotation of a GenBank genome assembly. NCBI's taxonomy places the organism in Eukaryota, Metazoa, Nematoda, Chromadorea, Rhabditida, Metastrongylidae.